Capsella rubella is the source of this 1986-nucleotide messenger RNA. Its product is annotated as nicotinate phosphoribosyltransferase 1. Lineage: Eukaryota; Viridiplantae; Streptophyta; Magnoliopsida; Brassicales; Brassicaceae. The transcript has 15 exons. Gene Ontology annotation, molecular function: nicotinate phosphoribosyltransferase activity. Gene Ontology annotation, biological process: NAD+ biosynthetic process. The record is from RefSeq and is a predicted model, not a curated record. Bases 114 to 1793 code for a protein of 559 amino acids.
CGACUGUAGAGUUGAAAGUGUCGUCAGUGACCACUCUUUCCUAUACUUAACCCCACACACACUCACAUAAAUAAACUCGCCGGAGACACCGCCGCAGCAAAGACAGGGUUUUGAUGGAGAAGAAAGAGAACGGUCUUGAUGGGAAGCAAUCGGGUCGGGUCAUUGACGGACCCACUAACCCGAUGGUCACACCUCUGCUCAAUGAUCUUUACCAAUUCACCAUGGCUUAUGCUUAUUGGAAAGCUGGCAAGCAAUCCGAGCGAUCUGUGUUUGAUUUGUAUUUUCGUAAGAACCCGUUUGGUGGAGAAUACACUAUAUUUGCUGGAUUAGAAGAAUGCAUCAAAUUCCUCGCUAAUUUCAAUUUGACUGAUCAAGAGAUUGACUUUGUUCGUGAUUCGUUGCCUGGAUGUGAGGAAGCUUUCUGUGAUUAUCUUCGAGGACUUGAUUGUUCUGACAUUGAAGUGUAUGCAAUCUCGGAAGGAUCAGUUGUUUUCCCUAAAGUUCCUUUACUCAGAAUCGAAGGCCCUGUUGCUGUUGUGCAAUUGUUGGAAACUCCAUUCCUCAAUCUCAUCAAUUAUGCAUCUUUGGUUGCUACUAAUGCAGCAAGACAUCGGUUUGUUGCUGGGAAAUCUAAGCUUCUGCUUGAGUUUGGUGCUCGAAGAGCUCAGGGACCCGAUGGCGCAAUAAGUGCAUCAAAAUAUUGCUACCUUGGAGGUUUUGAUGGAACAAGCAAUGUUGCAGCGGGAAGACUGUUUGGGAUACCCCUUCGUGGUACUCAUUCCCAUGCUUUUGUUAGCUCAUUCAUGAGCCUUGAUGAGAUUCUUGAAAAAGUGCUUCGAACUUCUGAUGGGAAAGGCACUUGUGGGGAUUUUGUUAGUUUGGUCCAAACAUGCCUGACAAAGCUUCAGAAUUCAUCUUCACUACAAGGGAUUUUUUCCGAGACAAAUCAAAGCGAACUUGCAGCAUUCAUUUCAUACGCGUUGGCAUUCCCCAACUCCUUUCUCGCUCUUGUAGACACAUACGAUGUGAUGAAGAGUGGAAUUCCAAACUUCUGUGCUGUUGCUCUAGCACUUAAUGAAUUGGGAUACAAAGCAGUAGGCAUUAGAUUGGAUUCAGGUGACUUGGCCUAUCUUUCUACUGAGGUCAGGAAAUUCUUUUGUGCCAUAGAGAGAGACCUUAAAGUUCCCGAUUUCGGGAAGAUGAUCAUCACUGCUAGUAAUGAUCUAAACGAAGAGACAGUCGAUGCCCUUAAUAAACAGGGUCAUGAAGUAGAUGCAUUUGGAAUUGGAACCAACUUAGUGACUUGCUAUGCGCAAGCUGCGUUAGGUUGUGUUUUCAAACUGGUGGAGAUAAAUAGUCAGCCGCGGAUCAAACUUUCUGAAGAUGUUACUAAGGUAUCAAUACCAUGUAAAAAGCGUACUUACAGAUUAUUCGGAAAAGAGGGUUACCCUCUUGUUGAUAUAAUGACUGGAGAGAACGAACCACCUCCAAAGGUCGGUGAAAGGUUACUUUGCCGUCAUCCAUUUAAUGAAUCGAAAAGGGCUUAUGUGGUGCCACAACGUGUUGAAGAGCUUCUGAAAUGCUAUUGGCGUGGCAAUGCAGAUGAAGCUAGGGAAGAGCUAGAACCAUUGAAAGAGCUAAGAAACCGUUGCAUCAAACAGCUCGAAAAUAUGCGACCCGAUCAUAUGAGAAGAUUAAACCCUACUCCAUAUAAGGUUAGUGUCAGCGCCAAGUUGUAUGACUUCAUCCACUUUCUCUGGCUCAAUGAAGCUCCUGUUGGUGAACUGCAUUGAUAAUUUACACAAACAUGGGUUGUUUGGUUCAGUGUGUUUGUGUCUGUGUGUACAACACCUAGUAUCAGCUUUGCCACUGGUUUCACUCUUUUUUACAACAUCAUGAUCUCAAAACUUCUACUCACCAAUAAUGUAUUGAAUGUUUUGGUCAUUUUGUGGAAAUGUAUUAAGGGGAAUAAAAACAUUUGUGUCA